This is a messenger RNA of Colossoma macropomum (tambaqui), 915 nucleotides long. Its product is annotated as protein enabled homolog. The transcript has 4 exons. Lineage: Eukaryota; Metazoa; Chordata; Actinopteri; Characiformes; Serrasalmidae. The record is from RefSeq and is a predicted model, not a curated record. The coding region runs from base 49 to 843 and encodes 264 amino acids.
UGCUGGAAGAAGAGAACUGAGAAAGAAAAUAAUACAAACAAAAAUAAGAUGGAGAGCGAGGUAGAAGUGACGCUGGAGGUCGGAACCAUCGGGAACUUUAAAUGGACUGAUGCCAACACAGCAGACCUUAUUGUGUGGCGUGUCAGCAAUAGCAGCUUAUUCACGGGCAAGAGGAAUACUGCCCUGAGAGCCUUUGAGCAGUUUGUCAAGGAGAAAGAUCUGGAGGGUAAGGUGACGCCAGCAUGGGUGAAAAAGAAAUGGGAGAACCUCAGACAGAAAUAUAAGGACAUUAAAAGCCUCUCUCUGCUGGGAGGAGACCCAAACUCCUCUCAGUGGAAGUGGUAUGCUAUCAUGGAUCAGGCCUUGAGUGGCGAGAUCACCAUCACUCCGUCCAUUCUCUCCAGCCCAUCCAGCGCCUCCACCCACUUCGGUUCGCCUGUUCUGGUGUCCUCGUCAGGUCAGGAAGCUCCGCCCAUCAAGAGGAGAAAGGAGCAGUACUUGCUAGCAGCUCUGCAGGAGCUGGAGAGGAGGCAGGAGGAGCGAGAGAGGCGCGAGGCCGAGAGGGAGGACGAGAGGGAGAGACGGGCGGUGGAGAGAGAGGAGGAAAGGGACAGACGGGCUUUGAAGAGAGAGGAGGAGCGAGAGAAGCAGUCGCUGGAGAGAGAGAGAAGGAGGGAGCAAGAAAUGCUUGCGAGACAGGAGCGAUGGGAGAGAGAGCUGCUGGCGAGAGAGGAGAGGAGAGAGAGAGAGUACAGAGAAAGGGAAGAGCGGAGAGAUCGAGAAGCUGCUUCAAGGGAGGACAGGCUGUUUAAACUCUUGGAGACGUUUGUUGCCAAAAAGUGAAGUGCGUAUUGAUUCCGCGUUCACAUCCAAGAACUGUUUGCUUUCUACCAAUAAACGGUACUGUGUUUUGUA